Messenger RNA from Meleagris gallopavo (turkey), 445 nucleotides. The record is from RefSeq and is a predicted model, not a curated record. Lineage: Eukaryota; Metazoa; Chordata; Aves; Galliformes; Phasianidae.
CUGGUCAACGCCUGCCCUGACCGCCUGCUGCUCUUCCGCGUGGUGGAGGAGGAGGGCUCAGGAGCGCCGGGGCUGCGCCUACGCCGCAGCUUCCCCACGCGGCACCGGGAGCAACCGCUGCGCAGCUGCUUCUGCCCGCUGAUGUCCUUCCGCCAGGGCGCCUGCGUGGUGACGGGCAGCGAGGACGCCUGCGUGCAUUUCUUCGACGUGGGCCGCUCGGCCCGUGCCACGGUCAACACCCUGCAGGGCCACGGCCACGCCGUGCUGGCCGUCGCCUUUAACUGCGACGAGAGCCUGCUGGCCUCCAGCGACGCUGCCGGAACCGUCAUCGUCUGGCGCCGCCAGCACGCGUGACCUGACCCCCCCCCAUCUACGUUCCCCCCCUCCCCCUUCUCAUGGUAUGGCACAGACCCCCUGCUGCGUUCAACACGUGUGUUUGCAACUC